CAUCCCGCCGCCGCCCCGCCGUCCCCAUGGAGGCCAUCAAGAAAAAGAUGCAGAUGCUGAAACUGGACAAGGAGAACGCCAUCGACCGUGCAGAGCAAGCGGAGGCUGAUAAGAAGCAGGCGGAAGACCGCUGCAAGCAGCUGGAGGAGGAACAACAGGGCCUGCAGAAGAAGCUGAAGGGCACAGAGGAUGAGGUGGAGAAGUACUCCGAGUCUGUCAAGGAGGUCCAGGAAAAGCUGGAGCAGGCGGAGAAGAAAGCUACAGACGUAUGUAGGCAUGCCAGCAACUCCUCCCCUGUACCGGUGCCAGAUGUGGGAGGGGGAGGGGGGAUGUGAAGAAAGAGGAGGGCCUUAUAUGGAAGGUGUCUGGGGAAGACUGUCAGCAUCCCAUUCCUGGGAUGCUGACACUGAACCCAGCUGAGAUUCAG
Molecule: messenger RNA, 427 nt
Organism: Myiozetetes cayanensis
Lineage: Eukaryota; Metazoa; Chordata; Aves; Passeriformes; Tyrannidae
Product: tropomyosin beta chain-like
Exons: 2
Coding region: 27-335 (102 amino acids)
Biological process (GO): muscle contraction; actin filament organization
Cellular component (GO): actin filament
Molecular function (GO): actin filament binding
Source: RefSeq, a predicted model, not a curated record